AUGAGCGAGACUUCAUCACCUUUAUCCGACUACCAGCACGACGUCGUCUUAGAUGGCAAUGAGACGGUGAGCAAUGAAUUGGAAUCAUUAGGCGUUGAUUUGGUUGAUCAGCAUGUGCUUGAAAAGUCAUUGAUGGAAAAGGCGGAUAAAGCACUAGCUGAGCGAGACGAUGAAUUAGACAGAAAGCGACUAGACAAAGCUUACAAAGAAAUAGAAGCUACACAAAAGCAACUGGAGACAUUGAGGCUGAAGAUGAAGGAGUCUUUGGACAAGGACAAGUUUAUACCAAAGAUCAACCAGCAAGCUAAGCGACUACGAGAUGCGAGCAAGGACAAGGACGACAUUCUGGGCAGAAUGCAGGAUCGAGAAAAGGAGCGCUACAAGGCUGUGGUGCCCGUGGACAGGAAUGCCAGACAGGAUGAUGAGACACAAAGAGACUUUCUUGUGAGAACCGGCAAAAUAACGCCAUUUGACCACUUGCCACAGUAUCAUGCCAAACAACGAGAGAAGGAUGUGGUUUUUCCUGGAUCAGUGGGUCAGAUGUCACAUCAAGAUCUUCAUGCACCGAGCCAUAAAGCAGAGCAGCCUUCGACUUCAUCGUCUUAUUUAAAGCGCAAACUGAGUCAGAACGGCGAUGAUGAUGAUGAAUACACAGAUACCGCUAUGGUGGACGAGGACGACGAGGACGAAUAUAGACAAGAUGGCGUUCUAGACGAGGAUGACAACCUGGAUGACGAGGAGCAAACUAGCAGCAAGCGUGCAUCGAGAAAAUUGGAUGAAAUUUACAAUGACGACGGAUCAGAGAUGAAUUAUAGAAAGCGACUGCAAGAUUGGAUUCAUAAUCGAAAGAUCAUGCGCUAUCAAAAGACACAUGAGGAUGCUAUCAAUUUUUCCAUGGAAGAAAUUGAGUCUAGGCUGGCGCAAGACGAGAGUAACAGUGAUAACGAUGCACAGGAACAAUUUGAGCCACAUCCCAAUUUUGACGACAUUGAAUUUGAUGGUGGCAUGAAGGUGCCUGGUGAGCUGUGGGAUUGCCUGUUUGACUAUCAAAAGACAUGCGUGCAAUGGUUAUGGGAAUUGCAUCGACAAAAAGUAGGCGGCAUUUUGGGCGAUGAGAUGGGUUUAGGCAAGACCAUUCAAGUGAUUUCCUUUUUAUCUGGCCUCUACUAUUCGCAAAUCCUUGGUCCUGGUCAGCCCUCUAUCAUUGUCUGCCCUGCGACUGUGAUGAAGCAAUGGGUGCAAGAAUUUCACAAGUGGUGGCCUCCCUUGAGAGUCGCCAUCCUGCACUCAAGCGGCACAGGCAUCAAGAAUUCCGUACACGGAAAGGGUAAGAGCAGAGCAUUAUUGGAUCAAGAAGAGGAAGACAGCGAAGAGGAAGAAGAAGAGUACACGUUUCAAAACAACAAUGAGAAUGGCGAUGAUGAUGAAGAAGAAGAGUACGAGCCAGAUCGCAGAGGAAAGGGCGCGUCCAGAAAGAAGGCGAAAAAUGCAAGAUCGUCCGCCAAAAGCAUUCUCACUACAAAGGCAGGUAGAAAUGCAGCCGCCUUGGUGGAACAAUACGUAAAGUACGGCGGUAUCUUGAUUACAACGUACAGUGGUGUUCAGAGCUACAGAGAGAUCUUGUUGAAGCAUCGUUGGGGAUAUGUAGUAUUAGAUGAAGGACAUAAGAUUAGAAACCCUGACUCUGGCACAACGCUGGCAAUCAAGCAAUUCAAGACACCUCAUAGAAUCAUCUUGUCAGGUACACCGAUACAAAACAACCUGAAAGAGUUGUGGUCUUUGUUUGAUUUCAUAUUUCCAGGCAGAUUAGGUACGCUGCCCAUCUUUCAAACGCAAUUUUCCAUCCCUAUUGGUAUUGGUGGAUAUGCGAAUGCGACCAAUGUUCAGGUACAAACAGCCUACAAGUGUGCUUGCAUGUUGCGAGAUUUGAUCAACCCAUACCUGCUUCGACGCAUGAAAGUCGAUGUCGCCUCUGACCUACCCAAAAAAAACGAACAAGUGCUAUUCUGCAAGCUGACCAAACCUCAACGCAGUGCUUAUCUCAAGUUUAUCUCGUCCAAGGACAUGGACGCAAUUCUGGAGCGUCGACGUCAAGUGCUGUUCGGCAUUGAUAUCGUCAGAAAGAUUUGCAAUCAUCCAGACAUCAUGGACUUGACACUGCCGCACACGGAUCCUGACUAUGGCAAUCCUGAACGCAGUGGCAAAAUGAUCGUUGUGAGAGCCUUGUUGAAAAUGUGGAAACAGCAGCAGCACCGUGUAUUGCUCUUUUGUCAGACGAGACAGAUGCUCGAUAUCCUAGAGAUUAUGAUGAAUCGCUCCCACUACAGAUACCUGAGAAUGGACGGUACGACGCCUGUUGGUCAGCGUAUUGCCAUGGUGAAUGAAUUCAACACAGUGCCUGAUAUUUUUGUCUUCUUAUUGACUACCAAGGUGGGCGGCCUCGGUUUGAAUCUGACAGGUGCGGAUAGAGUCAUUCUUUUCGAUCCUGACUGGAAUCCUUCCACUGAUAUGCAGGCAAGGGAGAGGGCUUGGCGUUUGGGUCAAAAGAAGGAGGUGACAGUGUAUCGUUUAAUGACGAGUGGCACAAUCGAGGAAAAGAUAUAUCAUCGUCAGAUCUACAAGCAGUUUUUGACAAACAAGAUUCUCAAGGAUCCAAAGCAGAGGAGGUUCUUUGAUGCCAGUAACUUGCAGUCCUUAUUCACGUUGGGGGCAGAAGAUGCUGUGGGUACAGAAACAGGAGAUUUGUUCAAAGGCACAGAGAUCAAUUACAACGACACUCGCAGAAAGAAAAAGAAGAGAAAGAAUGGCGAUGAUGAAAGGGUUCUGGUAGCCAUUGAAGGUGUCGAUAGCUUGGAACGAUACGCAGGAGAGCGGUUAGAGGAGGAAGAAAGACGCAAAGAACGAGAACAAAUGGAAGCAAAUGAUAGCAUUGAUGGCGAGGAUCAUGUUCUCAAGAGCUUGUUUGAAAUGACAGGCAUCCAAAGUGCAUUGCAACACGACCAAAUCAUGGAUUCUGCCUCUCAUGAUGCUGUCUUUGUUGAGCGUGAAGCUACUCUCGUUGCUGAGCGUGCAGCAGCGGCGCUAAAGGAAUCCAGGCGUCAACGCCGACAAAUGGACAUUGGAACACCCACAUGGACAGGUCGUUCUGGAGCAGCUGGAGCACCUCGAUUUGCACUUUCAAAUCGAGCAGCUACCCCUCCUCCAAAGUUCGGACAGAGCCCCGCAUUCUCAACGCAUAGUGCCCCUGUAUCACCAUCCCCUAAAAACGCAUUUGGCUCUGGAAAUGUAUCUGGCUUUAAAGCAAUGAAUGAUGCCAGACCAUCCUCGAGUUCAUUGCUGGCGCGCAUGAAGGAACGAAGAGCAAUGGAAUCAGGCAAAAGUGCUAGUCCACAGCCACAAGAAGUGUCGCUCUCCAUUUUGGAUAAUGCAGCUCGAGGAGGCAUGAUUGUCAAGAUCAGAGAUUACCUGUCUAAACACAAUGGUCGUGGCACUUCGCAAGACAUUAUAGAUGCAUUGGACAUUAGUAUCAAUCAAGAGCAGAUCAUUAUUUUUAGAAAAAUGCUACAAGCCAUUGCAACAUUUAAGAAGGAUCAGACAGGAAAGGGCUUCUGGAUGCUGAAAGAAGAUUAUUUAUAG
Messenger RNA from Mucor velutinosus, 3636 nucleotides. RefSeq lists its product as uncharacterized. The coding region runs from base 1 to 3636 and encodes 1211 amino acids. NCBI's taxonomy places the organism in Eukaryota, Fungi, Mucoromycota, Mucoromycetes, Mucorales, Mucoraceae. The record is from RefSeq and is a predicted model, not a curated record. Gene Ontology annotation, molecular function: ATP-dependent chromatin remodeler activity; ATP binding. Gene Ontology annotation, cellular component: nucleus. The transcript has 11 exons. Gene Ontology annotation, biological process: transcription-coupled nucleotide-excision repair.